AUGUCCAAAGCCAUUUCCUUCGGCUUUGGAAAGUCCAAGGGUGGGACUGCGCCUGCAAAGGCAUCGUUGCUUCCUCCGCCGUCGAACAAGUCCAAGAGCAGCCUCCUACGCGCCAACGACUCGGACAAUGAAGAUGAGGUUGAGCCGAAGCACGAGUCAGUCGCUGGGUUUUCCUCCGACGGUGUAAUACUCAGCAAGCCGACACAACCAAAGAAUGUGAAAAUCAUAGCGAACUCUGGGAAUGGUGACUGGCGAAAUCGAGGACGAACGGGUCAACAGCCAGCGGAGGCACAAUCUGCACAGAAUGGAGCGACAGUCCUGGUCGAAAAAGAUGAAGUCAGUACCGCGAGCGGUCUCCAAGCUCCCAAGCUUCUGACAGAAGACGAAAUAGCGAUCGCCGCACUGACCGGAGACCGCCCGAAGAGUAACGCUGUAAUCACAACGGGUGGUAAUGCUCGCCUCACAGGACAGGACGAGACUGCUGACUUCAGAUACGACGUCGCCUCGAGACCCGAAUCAAGCACUUUGGAAGAGUAUGCUGCAAUGCCAGUGGAAGAGUUUGGAAUGGCCAUGCUUCGUGGUAUGGGCCAGAAGCGCAAGGCUGCUGGACAAGUCAUCAAUCUAGACGGCAACACAGCGGAACCGCCUCAGAAGUUUCGCAAGAGCAAUGGCUUCUUAGGCAUAGGAGCCAAAGGUGGUCCUGGCGCUGAUAUCGGAAUUGGUGCUUGGGGUAAGGCGGACAUGCGCAAGAACAACAAGGGACAAGGCUUAUACAUGCCAUUGCUGCGAGUGAACAAUGCCACAGGCGAGCAGAUCACACAGGAAGAACUAGAAAGGCGGCAACGAGACGCAAAGACACAGAAGGGUUCAGAUGACUGGCGAGACCGCCGAGAUCGGAACUUGCAGAGGAGUGGUAGAGAUAAGGACGACUCGCGGCGGAACGGCGAUCAGAAAGCCAUCACGAACGGCGACGACCAUGAAUCGUCGAAACACAGCAGUUCCUCACGACGCGACCGCGAUCGGGACGGCCGAGACGAUGAGGACUACGACAAAUCGCGUUCGCGACGGCACAGAAGUCGCUCAAGAGAUCGACACCGGCGAAGAAGGGACGACAGCGAUGAUGAACGCGACUCGAGACCGAGGGACAAGCACAGGGACAGAGACAGAGAUCGAUAUCGGGACGACGAUCGCUACGACUCGAGCUCAUCGCAUCGCAGUGGGCGACGCGAGCGGGACAGAGACCGCGACAGGGACAGGGACCGUGAUCGAGAUCGAGAUCGAAGAUAG
Molecule: messenger RNA, 1287 nt
Organism: Cyphellophora attinorum
Lineage: Eukaryota; Fungi; Ascomycota; Eurotiomycetes; Chaetothyriales; Cyphellophoraceae
Product: Pre-mRNA-splicing factor spp2
Exons: 2
Coding region: 1-1287 (428 amino acids)
Biological process (GO): mRNA splicing, via spliceosome
Cellular component (GO): spliceosomal complex
Source: RefSeq, a predicted model, not a curated record